Messenger RNA from Epinephelus fuscoguttatus (brown-marbled grouper), 5893 nucleotides. RefSeq names its product formin homology 2 domain containing 3a (gene fhod3a). Gene Ontology annotation, biological process: cardiac myofibril assembly; sarcomere organization; cortical actin cytoskeleton organization. Gene Ontology annotation, cellular component: cytoskeleton; cytoplasm. NCBI's taxonomy places the organism in Eukaryota, Metazoa, Chordata, Actinopteri, Perciformes, Serranidae. The record is from RefSeq and is a predicted model, not a curated record. The transcript has 27 exons. Bases 405 to 4751 code for a protein of 1448 amino acids. Gene Ontology annotation, molecular function: actin filament binding.
AGACAGACAGACAGCAGACCGGCUGUCCCAAGCUGCUGCGCUGAUCCUUCACUCUCCGGCAACAAGCUGGAGUCCGCCUGCCGCCUCCCCUUUAUCACUGGCCACCUGCCUCUCCGAGAAUAACACACCAAAAAAGCUCAGUGCGAGCACAACCACAGCAAGGAGGCGAGACAAGAUCCUUGACCGGUUCCUCAGUGCCACCUUUUCGGCUUCCAAACACACAACCUCCUCUCCCCUACCUACCCCUGUCCUGCGGGAGGACAGGCUGCGCACAGGAGCGCACUUGGCGACCCGGGUUUGUUGUCGUUACUAGGAGAGGAGCGCACAGUGAGCCGAGCCAUAGCUGGUACAGCUCUCAUUGAACCGGGCUGUCCCCUCGGCGGAGACACUUGCAUGGAUGCACCAUGGCCACGUUUGUCUGCAGGGUUCAGUUUUUAGAUGACACCGAUCCGUUCAACAGCACGAAUUUCCCAGAACCGACGAGACCACCGCUGUAUACCUUCAGGGAGGAUAUCCCACUCAUCAACCAGUUAGCAGGCAUCCACCGGCUCCUCAAAGCUCCGCACAAGCUUGACGACUGCACGCUGCAGCUCUCCCACAAUGGCACCUAUCUGGAUCUGGAGUCCUCUCUGGCCGAGCAAAAGGACGAACUGGAGGGCUUCCAGCAGGAUGACACAGGGUCCAGAGGGAAGAAGCACAGUGUUAUUCUUCGGACCCAGCUGACCGUCCGUGUACACGCCUGCAUCGAAAGACUGUAUAACUCCAACGGACGUGACUUGAGAAGGGCUCUGUUCUCUCUAAAGCAAAUUUUUCAGGAUGACAAAGAUCUGGUCCAUGAGUUUGUGAUGGCUGAAGGUCUGACGUGUCUCAUCAAGGUGGGAGCAGAGGCUGACCAGAACUACCAGAAUUACAUAUUAAGAGCUCUGGGGCAGAUCAUGCUGUACGUAGAUGGGAUGAACGGUGUCAUCGGGCAUGCUGAGACGAUCCAGUGGCUGUACACUCUUGUUGGUUCAAAGUUCCGACUGGUGGUGAAAACAACUCUGAAGCUGUUGUUGGUGUUUGUGGAGUACUCCGAGUCCAACGCCCCGCUGCUGAUAGAUGCCAUCACCUCCGUGGACUCCAAGAGAGGAUGCAAGCCGUGGUCCAAUACGAUGGAGAUCUUGCAUGAGAAGGAUGGAGUGGACACGGAGCUGUUGGUCUACGCCAUGACACUCAUCAAUAAGACACUUGCAGCGCUGCCUGAUCAGGACUCGUUUUACGAUAUGGUGGAUGGUCUGGAGGAACAGGGCAUGGAGACAGUGUCCCAAAGACAUCUGGGCCGGAAAGGCACCGAUCUGGACUUGGUCGAGCAGCUCAACAUCUAUGAGAUGACCCUACGGCAUGAAGACGGCGACGAUGACAGCCAGCCUCCACCAACGGGACGCCGGGACCGCCGACGAGUCAGCCUAGGAGGUGGGGACAAAAAGCGUGGCCUGGAGAGAAGGCGGAGCCGCAGGGCCUCUCUUGGGCGAUCCGGUCACGCCUCUCCCUGCAGCCCUGCCUCCCCACAGAGAGCCGGCUUCCAGCCUUUCAAUGGGCAGAGAGCUGAGGACAUGAGCGAGAGGAAUGGAGGUCUCAGUUCCUACUCGUCUCUCAGCAGCCCGAGUACGCCCACCAGCUCCAGGCCUGCUUUGGGAGGUCUUCUGUCGUCCUCGUACCGACAACAUCAGGAAUCUCUGGCGGCUGAGCGAGAGCGCCGCCGCGUGGAGAGAGAGGAGAGACUGCAGAGGAUAGAGAGAGAGGAGAGGAACAAGCACAGCCGCGACUAUGUGGAUAAAAUGGAAGAGGCCAGGCUCGCACGGGAGGAGAGGUAUAAGAACGUGGAGCGUCUGGCGGCGGAGGAGUUUGAAAGGGAGCACGUCCGCGUGUCAAGGACUCGCCCCGACCUCAACCUGACCUUUGAGCCUUCGGAGGCCUGGCCCUCGUCAUCUCGCAGCAGCACCCCAUCCUCCUUCGCCUCCCAGGAGGACGCAGAGGCUGACCUUGAAGCCCAGACCUCCGCCACCCCUUACACACCCUCUGAGACUGGAGAGGCAGAUGACUCCAGUGCCAGUGUAGAAACAGAGGAAAAAGAGGCCACUGGUGAAGAGGAGGAAGAACAGAAAGAGGAGGAAGCGCCGGAGGAAGUACAGGAGGAAGUAGGGGAGGAAGCAGCAGCAGAAAAGGAGGAAGAAGGAGAAGAGUGUGAGCAGGAACCAGAGAAGGAGAAAGAGGAGGCGGAGGCGGAGGAGGACAGCGGCAUCCUGAGCGACAAAGAGCGACAGAAUGAGGAAGUGAAUGAGAAGGACAACUGCUCGGCCUCCAGCAUCUCCUCUGCCAGCAGCACUCUGGAGAGAGAGGAGAGGGGGAGCAGUGAGAAUGGCCUUAAGGAGGCAGAGGUGAACGAGCAGUGCAGCAAACUCCUCAACAGCAAACUCUUCAUGCUGGACAUGCUGUACUCCCAGAACAAGAAGCCCAGUGAUGAGGAGGAAGAGGAGGAGGAUGUGGAGAAGGAGAAGGAAAAAGGAGAGGGGGAGGACAAAGAGGCGCUGGAGGAUGCUGACGUGCAACCGGACGACAACCAGGAGAGCGACCGCAAGGCUGACAGGACAGAGCACCAUGGGACCAUCCGACCGUUCGCCGAGCGGUUCGGAGACUUGAUCAAGGACCUCGGUUCGCCCCACCCUCACCCAGAUGUCCCAGCCAACGAGCCCCCUCCUCCACCACCCAAAAAGGAAUCAGAUACAAUCUGGGACCAGCUCCUGGCCAGCCCUCGUGAGCUGCGCAUUGGGGACAUUAACUUCACCGACCUGACGGAGGAAGAUGACAAGGACAUUCUGGAUGCUGUUUUGAUGGGAGGAUGCGGUGACCUCCCGCCCCCACCACCUCCUCCACCCUGUAUACCCCGCUUCCCACCACCUCCACCCAUGCUAGGCAGCUGCCCCCCACCCCCUCCACUGAUUGGAAUUAUGAGGCCUCCUCCUCCCCCUUCCUUCAGUGCCCCAGUUCCAGUGCCUCCUCCCCCGGAGCCUCCACUCUUCAACAAGAAGAAGAAGACAAUACGGCUCUUCUGGAGUGAGGUGCGUCCGACAGACUCUCAGUACAGGGACUACAAACGGAGCGGAGACUCGCUCUGGUCCAAACUGGAUCCAGUGAAAAUUGACACAGCCAAACUGGAACACCUGUUUGAGUCGAAAUCAAAGGAAAUGCCAGUUACAAAGAAAACAGCAGCAGAUGGCAAGCGUCAGGAGAUCAUCGUUUUGGAUUCAAAGAGGAGUAACGCCAUCAACAUCGGUCUGACGGUGCUGCCUCCUCCUCGCACUAUCAAGACGGCCAUCCUUAACUUUGACGAGUACGCACUCAACAAGGAGGGCAUAGAGAAAAUCCUGACGAUGAUCCCCACAGAGGAGGAGAAGCAGAAGAUCCAGGAGGCACAGCUGGCCAACCCUGAUGUCCCACUGGGCUCAGCAGAGCAGUUCCUCCUCACUCUGUCCUCCAUCAGCGAGCUCUCUGCCCGACUCCAACUAUGGGCCUUCAAGUUGGACUACGAGGCAACCCAGAAGGAAGUCGCAGAGCCUCUGCAGGAUCUGAAGGAGGGUAUGGAACAGCUGGAGAAGAACAAAACUCUCCGCUACAUCCUCUCCACACUGCUCUCUAUGGGAAACUUUCUCAAUGGCACCAAUGCGAAAGGCUUUGAGCUGACAUAUUUGGAGAAGGUUCCAGAGGUAAAGGACACGGUUCAUAAGCAGUCGCUGCUGCAUCACGCCUGCUCUGUGGUGGUGGAGAACUUCCCUCAGAGCACCGACCUCUACUCCGAGAUUGGAGCCAUCACGCGAUCUGCAAAGGUGGAUUUCGACCAGCUGCAGGAGAACCUGUGUCAGAUGGAGCGGCGCUGCAAAGCAUCAUGGGACCACCUGAAGGUGAUCGCCAAGCAUGAGAUGAAGCCCCAGCUGAAGCAGAAGAUGUCUGACUUUCUCAAAGACUGCGCCGAGAGGAUUAUCAUCCUCAAGAUUGUUCACCGCAGGAUCAUCAACAGGUUCCACUCAUUCCUGUUGUUCCUCGGUCAUCCGGCUUACAGUGUGAGAGAGAUCAGUGUCCACAGGUUCAGUAAAAUCAUGAGUGAGUUUGCGCUGGAGUACCGAACCACCCGAGACCGCGUGCUGCAACAGAAACAGAAACGAGCAGACCACCGUGAACGCAACAAGACCCGAGGAAAGAUGAUUAUGGACGUCAACGCGCCUUCUGAUGAUGAAGAGGAGAGUGAGGUAUCAACAAGUUGUGCUCGGCAUGGCUCUGGCAGCAGCAGCAGCGCCCCUAGUGGCAGCCAGGAGGUGGAGCAGCCUCAGGGUUUGGGCCAUGCUGAGGAUGCUGCAGAGCACGAGCACAUGAAAGCCGUGCUGAGAACCAGCCUCAGUGGUGGUGACAAGGAGGUCAGUGCAGUCCCGGGGCUUCGGACAAGGACAAGAUCCCGGCCUGGAAGGGGAGGUCGCACUGUGCAGGCAUGGACUCCACCCGUGGAGGACGCUUCGAUCUGUGGAGAUGACGCUGCAGACGAGAUCAUGGAGCGUAUAGUGAGGUCCGCCACUCAGGGCCCAGGAACCAGAGCCCAGCCCAGAGAGAGGAGGAGGUCCAGGGCCAACCGCAAGUCAUUGAGGCGGACUCUGAAGAACGGUCUGACUCCAGAGGAAGCUCUAGCUUUAGGACUAACCGAUUCUCCAGAUGCACAAAUGUGAUCAUCACCGUGGAAACACAACUACAAUCAUCAAAGCGACAUCUCCGUCAGCCAUCUGCCUUCGCCACACUUUUCAGAGUUGUAUCCAGUCACAAACCCCUUUAGGUUUUUGCCAGCUGCUAAUUUUGCCUGAUGUGUCUGAGUGAUGAAGCUGCAGCCAUGAUAGUGUUUAUUGUUAAUGCCGCACAAAGAAAAUUGGAAGUGAAGAAAGAGAAUGCGUCAAAUGAGGACUGAUGUAUUCAACAAGAAAAAGAAAAUUUAAAUUCAGUGAACUGCCUCUACACUAAAGUGAUACUUUUUUUAUCUAACCAUGCAUUUGAAAUGUGGCAUCAGUCCAAAGGGAUGAUUUUUGCUUGAGUUUUUGCAGCUGUGACUUCACCAUUUUUCAUUUAUUUAAGCUGUGAAUUUAAGUCGUAAAAGUUGAUUUGUUCUCUUAUCCAGUUUUAAAUAAUCGAGAUCACCACAAACAAAGAGGCUCACUAAGAACGAUCCUUUGUGAGAAGGCAAAUGUUUGCUUCUGCAGCUGCCCGUUUGACAAGUGACGAGUGUAGCUGUGCUUCGUAGGAACGUGAAAGGUUUUCAAUCUGACGUGUGCCUUUCAUUUAAAAGGGACAGUAUUGUACCUUUUCGCCAUCUCUCCAUCUUGUUUCAGUCACCGCCUACUUCUCAGAUAACUCACAAAUGUCACGUUCACAGGUGCAGUUAUGUCGAGUGUGACUGUUGAUGAGAAUUAACUUUUUUUAUUUUGGCAAAAUAUUUAUUUGCAAAGCUCGGACAUGUUGCACCUUACUCAACAUUGAUAGUUUCUAAUGAUGAAAUGAACGACUGAUUCAAAGUACAGACAAAAGGAAGUAUUUAUCUCAGAGGAACUGUUUGUAAAGUGUAAAAAGACAAAAAGAUAAAGACAUUUUUUAAAUUUUAAUAAUCUAUUUUGAAGGACAUGCAGAUAAUUCUGCAUAAAAUGUGUAAAUGCCCUUGUCAGCUGCCAGGUACAAAGUACUCUCGUACUACAGUGUGCAUGUUUAGUGCGGUUCAUGUGAUGUAUUAUUUUUGUAAUUUCUGUAGAAACUUGUAUUAUAGUCUGAGAGAAAAGGGUAAAAAGAGGCUAUUCUGUGAAUUGUAAUAAAAGAUAAAAAGAAAUGA